Molecule: messenger RNA, 3518 nt
Organism: Xiphophorus couchianus (Monterrey platyfish)
Lineage: Eukaryota; Metazoa; Chordata; Actinopteri; Cyprinodontiformes; Poeciliidae
Product: alpha-2,8-sialyltransferase 8F-like
Exons: 10
Coding region: 1-1191 (396 amino acids)
Biological process (GO): oligosaccharide metabolic process; N-glycan processing
Molecular function (GO): alpha-N-acetylneuraminate alpha-2,8-sialyltransferase activity
Source: RefSeq, a predicted model, not a curated record
AUGGAGAAAGGAUAUAAGAAACCUCACCGCAAUCUACUGCAAAGCACCGAUUCAUGUAGCCUCCGCAGGGAGAGUUCGAAUCAGUUCAUAGAUUUCUGCUCUCAAGUCUCACAAACGGAAGAACUUGACAAUAAACCAUUGAGUGAGCCCAUCAAAAAAGAACCUGAAAAAACGGAUGACAAGAAACAAGCUGCUAAGCCAUGUAAAGACUGCAGCAAAGACAAAUCUGAGAAAAUACCUGAUAAGAAGCAAGCUGCCAACCAACGUAAACCCUGUAAAGACUGCAGGAAGAAAAUAACCGAAAUGCUAAAGCCUUACUCCGAACCCUGGGAGAGACAGGAGGAAAAACACGAAGAAUUAAGAGUUAAGCUGAACUUAAAGGUCAGAGGUUAUGAAAAGGCCAUCAUUACUCAGAAGAACACUCUGGUGGGAGCAAUACUUGCUACAGAUGGAGAUAAAAAGAGGGUUUUUGAGGUGAAGUCGGAGCAUUUUGACACAUUUUUGAAGGAGUCUCCUUUUCCAAAUAAAACCUACAGCUCUUGUGCUGUUGUUGGGAAUGCUGGGAUCCUGGCAAACAGCAGCUGUGGAAAAGAUAUUGACUCAGCUGAGUUUGUCAUCAGGUGCAACCUUCCGCCUUUAAGAAAUGGAUACGAGAAACACGUUGGGGUCAAGACAGACCUUGUGUCAGCAAAUCCAAGCAUACUUUUACAAAAGUAUGACUCUCUUUUGGGAAGUCGACGGAAGUUUAUGGAGAAACUGUGCCAAUACGGAAGCUCCAUGAUUUUGCUUCCUGCGUUUUCCUAUGUCAAAAACGUAGCUCUCUGCAUGCGGGCUUUCCACACGAUUCAAGACUUUGGGAGCCCCAUGCAACCAAUCUACUUCCAUCCAGAGUACUUAAAGGAUCUUGACACGUUCUGGCGCUCUCAAGGAUGGGAGGCUGUGCGUCUCAGCUCUGGCAUGAUUGUGACAAGCAUGGCGCUGGAACUGUGUGACACCGUCGACCUGUACGGCUUCUGGCCAUUCGGUCUUCACCCACAGACCUUCAAGGAGCUGACCAACCAUUAUUACGAUGACAUGACAGGAAGGAGAGGAUUCCACGCCAUGCCGGAGGAGUUUAAGCUCUUGUUGCAGUUACACAGCGAGGGUAUACUUAGGCUCCACCUUGGUGACUGUGAAUCCAAUGGAGAGUAGUCCAAUAGGGAUAAAAAGCAUAGUGCUGUGUGUAUGUAAGGGUGUGUUGGCGUGUGCAUGUGCAGGUGUGGUUCUGCGUUAAGCAGAGGCCUAGGCAAGCAAAUCCUCCUGCCACCCAAAACAAAACAAAAUGGAGGAAAUUAUUUAUAUUCUGUUCUGGGAUAAAUGCAAAGCAGUCCAGAAACAAGUUGUCAGUAGGAUGUGCAAACUGUCUGUUGGAAUACCCCUCUCCCUUUUAAUGCUGCCCUGGGCAAGUGCCUAUUGACCCUUUGCAAAUAGUCACUCAAUCAUUCGAGGCGCCAUGACGGAUGUCGGAAGUGAGGGUUGGGAGUAUUUUACAGAGCAACUGAAAUAGUUUUUCCAAGAUAUUUUUGUCAUUUAUUUAUGGCCUCUACUUGUUCGGGUCAAGCCAAUUUGUCUGUGAACAUGAUUGGGGCUCAUAGACGGUGGUAUUAACAAAAGUUUGAAAUAGCUAGCUUAGAAACCGACCCAUACUUCCUCCAUUAUGAAGUGUUGAUCAAAUUACCGACUAUGCUUGAAUUCAUACCUCAUGAUUUAUAUCACUAUGUCAUAAACGGCCCUUCCCCUUUUUUUGGAGGAGGGGUGUUAUUAUUCUUUUAUAAUUACUUGCAUGGUGGGAUCUGUAGUUUGCAGUCUUUUACACUUGAUGUUAGAUUUAAACAAUUUUAAAUUGUGUUGAUGUAAAAAAAAGUACUUUUUAUACUUACUGUGAGCUUAGCACACAGCAAAAAUAGGAGACAAAUUGAAGAUGAUUCAAAAUCAGUGGAAAUUCUACUGCAUUUUAUGUGAACCAUUAUGAAUUUUGAACUGUGUGAAUGCUGCUGUUCAAAAUGUUUUCAUUUGUAACAUUUAAUCCUGAAGUAAUUCUUGAAUGCUAUUAGUACUGUGACCACUGCUGUUAAUAAUUUAUAUCAUAACAUUGACUUCUGUUAUGAAAAUAAAAACCCUGACGUUAUAGAUGCCUGGCUCACUGAGAGUCAGUUGUAGAUUAAUGUGAAAAGCAUUCUGAAAGAGGAAAUAUGAAGUGAACAUUCUUAAAUAUUUAUUAUGAAUCUGAAUGUUUCUGCUAGGAAAAUGGAAGGAAUGCUUUUUCACAUCCAUCGUUAUCCUGAAACCUUUAAGUGUUCAAGGUCACUGAGAUUUAAUGCAGAAUUUAACUUUUUUUAAGCAAGUGAAAUAUUUGUAAAGUUCUCCAGGGUACAGAUCAGAAGGAAUGUCGUGGGAUAGAUGCAUAUAUUAAAGUAUUUUUCCAAGGGAUCACAUUUUAUUACUUUUAACAUUUUACACAGUUCCUUACAAAAGUGUUUGCACCCUUUGAUUCUUUCACAUUUUGUCGCUUUAUAUCUAUAAAUCUAAAUGUUCUGUUGGGAUUUUCAGUACAACAAAGUAAUGAGUAACUAUGAAAGGGGUUUUUAAAUGGUUUUCCUAAUAAAAAUCUAAUAAGUCCAUGCAUUUGUAUUUAUCUAAUUAGUAAAUAGUCUCCAUGUGUAGGUAAUUUCUUCUCAGGUGUUCAGUGAAAACCUCAGAAGGAACAACUGGCAUCAUGAAGACCAAAUGAACGCAGCAGACAGGGAGGAAGGUCUGGAGAUGUUUACAUAGAAAUAGAGAUAUCCUUUACUGUCACAUCACUUGGGAAAUCCAGGUGUGCAAGCAGCAAAUGAAGGCAUGUAGGUUCACACAAAGGUACAAAAAUAUAAGAACAAAAAAUAAGAAAUAACAUACACACAUAAAAAAGAAAUACUGUAGAUAUUACAGGCAUAUCGUGGAAAAAACUCUUAAGGUUUCAGUACUUUACCUAUUAAACUGGGGUGGUUUGGUCCAUCAGUUUAAAAAGGUAAUACAUAAACAGUUAACCAGAUAAAGACCUAUCUGUUUUGAAAUGUAUUUAACUUUAAGUACUGUGCAAAAUAAAAGCAUUUUGACCAUUUUGUUGGGCAACCUUUGUAUUCUCUCUGGGACCAUUUUCACCUCGCUGUUAAAGGUUCACCCACCAAAAGGACAAAACAAACAGUCAGAGAUGCAAUGAAACAGUUUGGAUCAAAGCACAUUUGUGAGUUAAAACGGCCCAGUCAAAUCCAGUUAAAAAGUAUUUACAAGUCUUGAGAGCGUACAGAUUCUCUCCAUCCAAUCAGGAGCUGUAAAAAUUUCACACUCACAGUUCUAACGUUUUUAUUUGUAACAUUUCUUGUAAGAAAUAAGAUAAAGUUUUAUGAUUUAUUAAUGUGAAAUUUUUCCUUAGGCUCACCAAACAUAAAAUAAAACAGAUUGAUACAUUCAUACAUGUACUAUUUUUCUCUCAUAUCAAA